AAAGUUUAUUGCGAUGGCGGAGGGUAGUGGCAACAAAGACAAGCCGUCACAACCGUAUUCGCGAUUUCUUUCCCAGCCAAGAAUGUCAUCUUCAUCCGAAGAUGAAAAUAGCCCUGCUCGAGAACCUGCCGAACCUGACCUUGGGAUUUUUGGUCAACCCCUCAAAUCUGACAAGGAGAAGCCCGGUGCCAGUAGCUCGGCAGAACCAAAAUUACCACGCAAGAAGGAAAACCCGUUCAGCUUCAAAUAUUUUUUGAAGAAUGACUCGCACAUUAAUCACCAACAUACAGGAGCUAGACCAAAAAUAUAUCCGUUGCCAACGGCGAAUGCAGAAGUCAUUCACUCUCCCAAUGAAGCAUCUGUGUACCCUAGAAACCCAGUCGAGUUACCGGACUUUGUUCAGGAUCACUUGGUCAUCGAACAGUGCUACCUUAAUCAUAAUGCCGGUCCUCAACCGAUUGUGGAGAUGGAAAAUUUACCAGACUUUGCAUUAAACAGCAUGGAACAGAGAAACAAACAGUGGAGUGAUCCAAAAAAAAGCCAUGCGGAGACUCUCAGUGAUUUAUCUCUCGAUCUCACAGGAAGCUUAGAGAGAAGCGAAAGGAGUGACAGGGAUGAAAGAGUGGAAAGGACGCAACAUGAGUCAUCCUCAUUGAAUGCUUCUCGACGUAGAGCACUGAACUUACCUAAUCUCGAGAGUCGCAUCGGGGAUCCACAUAGUUGGUCCCGACCUGUUGGAUUUCCGUUUGACCUACAAUUACCUCCUGCGGAGGAUAACAACAGCAAUACCGGUGGAUCUGUAAGGAGCGGUUCUCAAACUGGAGAAGCCGAUGUCACCAAGUCGUUACCAGAUUUCUUGAGCGACGGCCCGAUUCAUAACAGAACUGGCUUACCUAAUGAAAGUUGUCACAGCCUGGGAUCUCCGGAACAGGUCAAUCAGAGGAUCAUCUUAGAAAAUGAACGACUUCGAAGAGAGCAAGAAAUCAUGCAGAGGCAAUUAAGCGAGCAAUCCAGAAGAAUACAAUUGUUGGAGUCCGAAUUAAUCUCGAGGCAAUCCGUCGACCACGAAGAAUUAACGAAUCUUGAAAAAACAAUCGAACAAGUGGAAGAUAAUCUCAAGCGCAGCACUAGGAGAGCAGUUAACGCAGAGGGGGCUGUCACUUCGCUGAAACAGGAUAUCAAAAUACUGAAAACAGAAAUUAGGGCGUUACGGUUGGAGAACGAGGAACUCCAGCUUAAGAUGGAAACUGGAUACGGUGGCAGUGAAAAUCCCAAUCGGGGUAUGAGGAAAAUUGCCAAUGACCUGAAGACUGCAGCAUCAACGGCUGAAUUGUCCCUCAGGCAGCUCAUGUCCGGGGUGGAUGAUUUGAGGCUAUUAGCCGCAACGAUUGAGAAUAUGGACAGGAUAAACGAUUCGUCGAGUGAUAUAUUACCAAAUAUGGAUGACGACAAUGCGACAGGUUCUGCAUUGUAACCGCGCCGCCGUUUCACUCAUCGCAUGAUAAUGGAUUUCCAAUCUCACGUUCUUGGCAACUGAUAAUCGUCUACGUAGCUUGAAUUAAUUAAGCUUCUGCUUUUUUAUACCCACGUCCUGAUCAAUAACUAUUAUAUUUUUUCUAGGUGUACAUUACUUUUUUUUUGAGAAGUAUAAAAAUAGUAUUCGAACCCCACGCUGUUCAAACGGUGUAGGAUACGGCGGGGUCAAACCACGACUAGAAAUACUCGAGCUGUGUAGAAACUCAUUUCUCUGUCUCCCAUGUCAAUGGCGCGUUAAAAUUUCAAUAACAUGUAAAUAACUGUAAUAAAGAACACAGAUUGUAGAAUUAAAUCUGUUCUUAAAA
Messenger RNA from Athalia rosae (coleseed sawfly), 1841 nucleotides. RefSeq lists its product as uncharacterized. Gene Ontology annotation, biological process: positive regulation of protein localization to cilium; positive regulation of cilium assembly; regulation of cytokinesis. Gene Ontology annotation, cellular component: centrosome; recycling endosome; ciliary basal body. NCBI's taxonomy places the organism in Eukaryota, Metazoa, Arthropoda, Insecta, Hymenoptera, Athaliidae. Bases 14 to 1474 code for a protein of 486 amino acids. The transcript has 8 exons. The record is from RefSeq and is a predicted model, not a curated record.